CACCUUUUGCGACUUCCGACUUUUGUUUUCGGUCAGCCAGUGCAAGUCAGUGUCGGUGUGCUUCCCUGUCUCCCCGUGCGAGUGUUUGUCCUUGUGAGGUGUCUUGUUUUCGUGCCGCAGAGCAGUCCUUCCUUCGUCCGACACAGAAAGGCUCUAUCAACAAACCUAUCAACAACGCAAUGGCGCCCCGCAACAAGGAACAGGAAGCUGAGGUGCUGCAGUGGAUCAGCGAUGUCCUGGGCGAGAAGCUGCCGCCGGGCGCCUACGAGGACGUGCUCAAGGAUGGCGUCGUGCUGUGCAAGCUGGCCAACAAGCUGGCCCCCGGUUCGGUGAAGAAAAUCCAGGAGCGUGGCACCAAUUUCCAGCUGAUGGAGAACAUCCAGCGCUUCCAGGCGGCCAUCAAGAAGUACGGCGUGCCGGAGGAGGAAAUCUUCCAGACCGCGGACCUGUUCGAGCGCCGCAACAUCCCGCAGGUGACGCUCUGUCUGUACUCGCUCGGCCGAAUAACGCAGAAGCAUCCGGAGUUCAAUGGACCGCAGCUUGGCCCCAAGAUGGCGGACAAGAACGAGCGCAACUUCUCCGAGGAGCAGCUGCGCGCUCACCAUGGCGAGCUGAACCUGCAGAUGGGCUUCAACAAGGGCGCAUCGCAGGCCGGCCAGGGAUCGUUCGGCAACACGCGUCACAUGUAAUUUUACCCAGAUGAAGUUGAAGUAGCAUAGACCACCUACCUAUGAAAAGAAAAACAACAAGCCACUAAUAUCGAAGCAGCUUAGCAGCAGCUAGUAUUCGGACUUUCGGAAUCGGUUUUGCUUUCUUGUUUGUCCUAUGGAGGAGGCAACCAAAAACACGUCGUUAUUCAUCCCACACGAUGGUGGAUGGUACGAAAAACCACGUCUCAGACGACGCGCGGCCUCUUUGUGCAUCAUUGCUAUUUUUAGGGAAAACUCUUACGAGAAGAGCACGGCAAGGAAGAAAACCCCCGUCCCAUUUGUUGCUGUGCUAACCGUCAUGUACCAUCAGUCACCAUUCAGUCGCACAAAACCCAUCCCACACCGUGACACCUUCGCCGCCUACGCGCUCAGCGCCGAACAAACCUUCGUACUAAGGAUGCCUCUAGCGCCGAGGGCAUGUCUAAAAGGGUGGCGAAGGGUAUCCAAAUUUAUAUACCAAAACAAGCACACUACUCUUAAGCGCAUCGUAUAUUUCUCCUCGCCGAAUGUUCUCUCCCCUGGCCGACGACCUGAAUGUGUGCGGCCAAGGAACCGAAACCCGGCCGCUCCAGUUUGGAGGUAGCACCAGUCAACAGUGUCCGGCCGAGCGUCGUGUAAAUGUGUUUUCUGUUUUUCUUUUCGUUUUCGGCCUUCGCUCUAGCCUCGUAUCACAUCGAUAUACUUUAUUUUAUUUAUAAACGUUUCAGAAGCGGUUUAUUGUACGAUAUGACCAAAAUAUAUACCUAUAUGUGUUAUUAACCGAUAAGGACUU
Molecule: messenger RNA, 1482 nt
Organism: Anopheles coustani
Lineage: Eukaryota; Metazoa; Arthropoda; Insecta; Diptera; Culicidae
Product: muscle-specific protein 20
Exons: 3
Coding region: 180-689 (169 amino acids)
Biological process (GO): actomyosin structure organization
Molecular function (GO): actin binding
Source: RefSeq, a predicted model, not a curated record